Messenger RNA from Cavenderia fasciculata, 318 nucleotides. RefSeq lists its product as uncharacterized. The record is from RefSeq and is a predicted model, not a curated record. The transcript has 3 exons. Bases 1 to 318 code for a protein of 105 amino acids. Lineage: Eukaryota; Evosea; Eumycetozoa; Acytosteliales; Cavenderiaceae.
AUGAUUGUUUUAAAAAAACUAUUAAAAAAUCCAAACAUUUUAGAGCUUUCUUUAGAAAACCUAUCCAAAUUAUCAUCAAUUUCAAAUCAUGGAAUCAACCAAAAUGUGACCAACCAAAGUUAUUCAGAUGUAUCAAGUGAUUCUGUUAAUUCAGUUGUCUGUAGAGGCAUCAGUCGUGGAUGUUGUGGUAGUAGAGGAUGGGGUACCAAUAUCGAUAUUGAUAUCGAUGUUUGUAUUGGUCAUGCUUUUGGAGACAGACAUGGAGGAUGCUAUCUUAAUAUUAGUUGUAGUAGUAGUCAUCUUUAUAUUAACUAUUAA